Nilaparvata lugens (brown planthopper) is the source of this 1116-nucleotide messenger RNA. RefSeq names its product keratin-associated protein 5-5. The transcript is spliced from 2 exons. The coding region runs from base 154 to 1077 and encodes 307 amino acids. Lineage: Eukaryota; Metazoa; Arthropoda; Insecta; Hemiptera; Delphacidae. The record is from RefSeq and is a predicted model, not a curated record.
CAAUCAGACUUGCAGAUAGACAAAGCAUAUUAUGCUUAUAUUUCGGAAUUUUUCAACAGUUUUCAAAAUGCUUGUAUAAUAUUGUCAUCUCAGUCAGCCUCUCAGCCAGCCAUUAGCUACUGCUUCAUGUUCCACAAUUAUUAGUUUCAUACAAUGAGGAUUCUUCACCAAGUGCAGAACCGAGCGUUGGGUUUCUUGAGAGUUGCAUCAGUUUUACUUCUUGGAGCAAAGGCUCAACCUUGCUGCGGACUAUGCCUACCCGACUGCUGCUCCCUGCCCUCCUUCCCACCCAGUUCCGGCUACUCGUGUUGCCCGCCGCCCAGCUACUGUGUACAGAAUGUUGUCGUUGGUUCACAAGAUAACGACAAGGACAAAAACAAAAACAACGACGAUGAGCAACAGUGUUGCAACAUUGAUCCGUGUUGCCCACAAGAUUACUGCUGCUGUAGAGAACCCAGAUGCAGCUGUCAGGAAGAUCCAACCAUUCUGAGACGAAUUUUGGCAACACUGCAACAGCAACAGUGCCGCAGAAGGAUCGUUGAUCCAUGUUGCUCCAGCGGGAUGAGAUCGUCGUAUUCAGAUCCCAGUUACGCGUUCUCUUCCAGCGGUAUGAGAUCAUUUUCAGAUCCCAGUUUGUCGUUUGCUUCCAGCGGUUUUGGAUCAUUCUCAGAUUCCAGCAUGGGAUCAUCGUCGAGUGCUCUAAGAGCACUUCUAGAUCCUAGUCUAUUUUCAUCUGGCAGCAGUUCGAUCUCAGUUUUGGAUCCCUCUUCUCUUCUCUCUUCGAGCGGCAUGAGAUCGUCCUACCUGUUGGAUCCUUUGAUCUUGGCUCAGCUCACCGAUCCACAAACCUGUUGCUCCAACGGCUACUAUGAUCCAUCGUCGUCUUCGAGCUACAGCUAUGAUCCAUGUUGCAACACGUGCAAUCCAUGUUGCAAGCCUUGUUGCAAUCCAUGUUGCAAACCUUGCAAUCCAUGUUGCAAUCCGUGUUGCAGACAGCCUAGGCAGCCAUGCUGUCAGCGCAGCCAGAGAAGAGUUAUUCUCAUCGACAAUGUAACUCCUGAUUCUUGCUUUGUAUGAGAUUCAUGAAUACAAAUCAAUGAUUCAUUGGAACCGAAA